ACCUAUCGGCUUUCGUACAAAUGGCAGACGGUGAUCGCAACAAGAAAACGUAUACUUUGGCCGAAGUGGCCGAGCAAAAUAGUAGUGAAUCUUUGUGGCUGGUUAUGGACAAGAAAGUUUACGAUGUUACAAAAUUCUUGGAAGAGCAUCCCGGAGGAGAAGAAGUUCUUUUAGAACAAGCAGGUAAGGAAGCAACAGAUGCAUUUGAGGAUGUCGGUCAUUCAACAGAUGCUCGUGAUAUGCGGGACUCUUAUUACAUAGGCGAUAUUGUAGAGAGUGAGGAAGAUGAAGGUCAACCGGAUAUCCCCAAGAAGCCUCCCGUUGAAACUAAUCAGAAACAAGAAUCUCAAGACAGUGGCAGCUUUGGUAUAUUGGCAUUCUUGGGAGUUAUCGUUCUCAUUGCAGCAGUUGGGUAUUACUACUAUAGUAGGUAAUUGCUCUCAUUGUCAGUAGCAGCUGACUGAUCAUAGUAUGUAGUUGUACUAGCUACAGCAAUAAUAGUAUUACACUUCAGUUGGCUUAAUUAA
Corticium candelabrum is the source of this 527-nucleotide messenger RNA. Its product is annotated as cytochrome b5-like. NCBI's taxonomy places the organism in Eukaryota, Metazoa, Porifera, Homoscleromorpha, Homosclerophorida, Plakinidae. Bases 21 to 434 code for a protein of 137 amino acids. Gene Ontology annotation, cellular component: intracellular membrane-bounded organelle; membrane. Gene Ontology annotation, molecular function: heme binding. The record is from RefSeq and is a predicted model, not a curated record. The transcript has 6 exons.